Molecule: messenger RNA, 2204 nt
Organism: Lytechinus variegatus (green sea urchin)
Lineage: Eukaryota; Metazoa; Echinodermata; Echinoidea; Temnopleuroida; Toxopneustidae
Exons: 6
Coding region: 20-1354 (444 amino acids)
Biological process (GO): netrin-activated signaling pathway
Cellular component (GO): membrane
Molecular function (GO): protein binding; netrin receptor activity
Source: RefSeq, a predicted model, not a curated record
UAGCCCCUUGGAAUCAAGAAUGUCUACUGAGGCGAUUUCAGAGCAUUUCACGACACCCCAGGAUGAUCCAAACUCUGAAGAUAAGAAGGAGCAGAGCGAGAGGAAUGAAACUCAAAAUCAAACCACAGAAAGAGAACAGGAUCAUACUGAUGAUGAACAAGAUGACCUGAUCCAACUGGAAAAGCAUGGCAUUACGGUCAGGAUUUCGAAAUAUGAAAUUUACCGCGCAAAGGACAUCACCGUGGAAGUGAUUGAAGACGUCCCACCUGAGCUAGAGCUGAAGGAGACAGAAGCCGUCAUUGCGGUUGGACUGAAGAUGUCGCCUUCUGAUGCAAUCUUUGACAGUCCUGUGAAAGUAACGAUGCCCCAUUGCGGUGCAUUCUCAAAGCCAAAGGAUGCAGAAGUCUACAUCCAUUAUCGCAACAACGAUUCUACAAAGUUUACUGCAAUUCUUUGUGCCAGCACGAGUAACGUGAGAUGUGUUGUGAGAGAUCGCGAUCUGGACAUCUACGUCAACCACUUCUCAGAAUAUUGGAUUGUUGCUAAAAUACGACGGAUAUUUAUUGGCAAACGUGUUGUCUGUACACCAAUCAUUCCUGUGUCAGCACCUAGAAAUCGCCUGCCCGUUAUGUGGGUCAAUGUCAGGGACCAAAAUAUUGCAGAAGGACAGGUUCCAAAGGGAUAUGAGGUCCCGAUUCCUGGAGAGCAAUUCUUAAUCAGGUGGAAGUCAGGGGGAUUACAAAUUUCUUGUAAAGAAAGUACGUUGAAAGACAAGCCCCAGAUUGUCCAGGAAAGGGAAUUUCGUCAUCUCACUGAGCACAAAGUAAUGUUCGAAGUGGAUACACCAAAUAUCACUGAGAAUGAAGUCAACCUACACAUCACCCUAAAACAGAAUACAACGAAGAUGCUCAUAGUUCCAAUGUCAUUAAAUGAAACAGCUACGGUGAUGUCAGAGGGAGGAGCAGGUUCACCAUCAACGAUAGCGUCAUCAUCCUCAUCGGCUGACAAUCAUCCUGCAGAAACCGUGGGUUCUGGUUCUACUUCUGAAACAAGAGAGCCAGGGGGAAAAUGUGAGAGCGAUUUCGAUGACAUUCUGAGGGCGAUUGCAAAGAAGAUCGUCAAAAGCAGUGAUAUUGAUAAUCUAGGCGGUAAGCUUGGCUUUGAACCAGAAGAUACACAACGCUACAUACAGUCUAACACGGAUGCAGAUUACAUGGGGACGCUGAAUAUGCUCCGAACAUGGAGGAGAGGAACAACUGAAUCAAAAGAACGUGAACAGUUGGGGAAAGCCCUUUUAGAUAUCAAGCGGAAGGAUCUGGCAGACAAAUGCGUGGGUGAUGCCAAGCUUAAAUGAUCCUAAAAUUUUUGUAAAAAAAGUAAAUAUAAAGAGACAGCUGAAUCGGAAUUUUCCCGCCUAAGAGUAUCUAUUUAUUGGAACUAUCAUGAAAUAGUACGCCUUGCAAAUAUGAAUCAUUUUCACAGAAAUUCAUUAGAAUUCUAGAUUUAGCUUGGAAUUUUAUUGGAUUUCUCCACGGUCUAUAGACUGGUUACCAGACAGCAGCAGAUCUAGCCUUUUACCUAGAGGGGGAUUUGACCAGAAGGAAUAUCACCGCAAACCGAAAAGCGGCGAUUUGUAUUUGCUGUUUUCAGGGGUGGUUCCAGCUUUCGCACAUAUGGGGGGGGGGGGCGAAAAUAUUUUCCCCGCAUUUUUCCUGGUAGGCAUCUCAGAGCUGUGGGUUGUUGGUUUCUUUGAAGAGGAGGUAGGUUUAUUUACUUCGUAGAUAAGUUUUGACAAUAACACCUGAAAAGUGAUAUCUAAAAUACUUUAUGGAAUACAUGAAGUGAAUAGGUACUUCACAAAUCAAAUAAUGCGGUCAUGCAGCGAGAUCUUAAAAAAUAGAUAUUCAGAUCACAAAACGGGACAUUUGUUCAGAUUACUUUUUAUCUUAAAUCAAUUGGAAAUUAAACAAUAUAAUGACAGCUCGAUAUCCGAGCUGAAAUAUGUAUAUUGACUUCCAAACCGGAUGUUUUCAGCUCAAUUUUAGCCUAGUUAGCAAGACCUGUACAUCUCAUCGAAAAGGCAAUGUGAGCGGGAAGUGCGAGUGAAAAUUCUAAAUAGUGAUAUGAAAGUCUUUUUUAUUUUCCAAGUCUUCUCACCAUUUUUUAUUAUCUCGUGUCCCUCUUUUUUUCUCUGUUCUUUUCUC